Molecule: messenger RNA, 894 nt
Organism: Kalmanozyma brasiliensis GHG001
Lineage: Eukaryota; Fungi; Basidiomycota; Ustilaginomycetes; Ustilaginales
Product: Anaphase-promoting complex, subunit 10/DOC domain protein
Exons: 2
Coding region: 1-894 (297 amino acids)
Biological process (GO): protein K11-linked ubiquitination; anaphase-promoting complex-dependent catabolic process
Cellular component (GO): anaphase-promoting complex
Source: RefSeq, a predicted model, not a curated record
AUGCAGCAGAAUGCUGAAGCAAGCACGAGCCGUGGCGCGGCUCAGUCACCGCCUACCGCUGACACGAAGCCGAAACGCUCCCGGCGGAUCUACGAUGUCGAUGAUCGCACCACCAAAACCGACGUAGGCUCCUCACCCGGCACGCAAUGGACGCUCUCCUCCUACAAACCCGGCUCUGGCGUGUCCGAACUCCGUUCUCCCGAUCUCACCAAACUCUGGCAAUCGGACGGCAACCAACCGCAUCUGAUCAACAUCCAAUUCGCCCGUCGCACCUGCGUCACCCACCUCUCGAUCUACCUCGAUGUCAAGCAGGACGACUCGUACACUCCGACCAAGAUUGCCGUUCGAGCGGGGACGAAUUACCACGAUCUGACGCUGGUGAGGCAAAGAACGUUUGAUACGCCGCAAGGAUGGAAGCACUUUAGCAUGACAAUAGGCAGCGUGGAUGCGAGUGUCAAUGAGGAGGAUGAGGACGGACAGGAAGGGGAAGAGGCCAAGGGAGAGGAUGGGGAGGAUGAGGACGAGGAGGAUGGUGGAGAUGGGAUCCGGGUGUGGUUGAUCCAGGUGUGUAUCCUGGCUAACCAUUUGAAUGGCAAAGACACGCAUAUUCGUCGGCUCGUUGUGUUUGGGCCCAAGACGAACGGUGCACCUGCUGGGGGGGAUGCAGGGACGAAACGUGCGCCUACGAACGGGUUGACGUAUGCCAUGCCGCCAACGAAGACUCGAACAGCACUCUCAUCCAGUGGCAACGGUCAGGAUGUCACGCUGGCUCAGCUGCUCUCAAUACAGUCUGCGGCGAGAGAAGGGGAGGCAGCACAAGGCGAAGAUGAAGAAGGCGCAAUCGGCGGUCCUGCGCGGAGGUCUGCGCUCAACCUGUUCGGCAACAUACGGUGA